Molecule: messenger RNA, 1771 nt
Organism: Petromyzon marinus (sea lamprey)
Lineage: Eukaryota; Metazoa; Chordata; Hyperoartia; Petromyzontiformes; Petromyzontidae
Product: torsin-1A-like
Biological process (GO): protein localization to nucleus; nuclear membrane organization
Cellular component (GO): nuclear envelope; endoplasmic reticulum; endoplasmic reticulum lumen
Molecular function (GO): kinesin binding; ATP binding; ATP hydrolysis activity
Source: RefSeq, a predicted model, not a curated record
CCCCGGAAGUCGCUGGGCAGCCCGGGGGAGCAGCGACAUCGGGGCAGCGGGCAGUGGGCACGGGGCGCUCAGAGGGUGAAGGGCAGCCAGGGGCUCAUCGGUACCGUGAGGGGGGUGAGGGAGUGGGGCAGCGCUGGGCUACGAGGGCAGGGUCCGUCCAUCGAGUCAGAGGGAGGGGGCAGCGCUAGGCCAGUCGAUCGUCGUGGGAGGGCAGCGACAUCCAUCGGAAGCGGUGUGUUGGGGGGGCAGUCCACUCACUCACUCAGUCAGAGAGAGAGCUAAGAGGGGCAGCUUGCUUGCCCACCACACACCCGAGACCCCGCCAUGCGUCGCUCCACGCUGCCGCUGCCCCUGCUGCCCCUGCUGCUCCUGCUGCUGCUGCCCCUGCUGGGCCCAUUGCCGUGCCGCGUUGAAGCGUUCGAGCCCGUGGUGACGACGCUGGCCGUGGCCACGGCGUCGGUCGUCACCUGUCUCCUCUCCUACAGCGGGCCGCGCGUCGCCUGCUGGCUCGGCGAGUGUUGCAGCCCGCCCUGGAUACAGCUCAACGUCACCGUUCUCAAAGAGGAGCUGGACCAACAACUCUACGGGCAGCACCUGGUGCACCACGUGGUGUUCAGGGCCAUGGGCGGGUACGCGAGCAACCCGAGCCCGCAAAAGGCCCUGGCGUUGUCCUUUCAUGGCUGGACGGGCACGGGCAAGAACUUCGUGUCGAACAUCAUCGCCAAGAGCCUCUUCCUCGAGGGCCAGAAGAGCAACUUUGUGCACACGUUCGUGGCCACGGUGCACUUCCCGCACGCCGCCCACGUGGACACGUACAAGGAGCAGCUGCAGGGCUGGAUCCGCGGGAACGUGACCACGUGCAAACAUUCCGUGUUCGUCUUCGACGAGAUGGACAAGAUGCACCCCGGCCUCAUCGACGCCAUCAAGCCGUUCCUCGACUACUACCCCAUACUGGACGGCGUGGACUACCGCCACGCCAUCUUCAUCUUCCUCAGUAACGCCGGAGGUAACGACAUCAACGAGGUGGCGCUGCGCUUCUGGAACGAGGGCCGCAAGCGCGAGGAGAUCGUCCUCGCGGACACGGAGAAGGUGCUCACGCUGCGUGCCUUCAACGACAAAAGCAGUGGCUUCUGGCACGCGAGCCUCAUUGACAAGCACCUCAUCGACUUCUUCGUGCCCUUCCUGCCGCUGGAGCACCGGCACGUGCGCAUGUGCGCGCGCGCGGUGGCGAGGGCGCGCGGGGUGCAGCUGAUUGACGCAGUGGAGCGCGUGGCCAAGGCCGUCGCCGACGAGAUGGCUUACUUUCCCGAGAACGAGGGCAUCUUCUCUGUCACGGGCUGCAAGAGCGUCGCCCAGAAGGUGGAGUUCCACUUGUGAAGACGGCGACGGCGGAGGGAGGAGGUGGAGGUGGUGGAGGAGGUGGAGGGAGGAGGUAGAGACAUUCCCGACGGGCGGAGAUCAACGAUGCCGCCCUGUUGCCAUCGUGUGGACUUUUUUUUGUUUUUGUUUAAAUCUCUGCGGUGUUGAAAUCUCGUACACCACCAGAUCAUGAAGUUUUUGCUGCGUAUUCGCGUAACAAUUCUAUCAAAUCUAUUUAACGCUUGCCACUUGUGUACAUAACAAACAGAAAAUCGAUGCAAUUGUUUUCCUGCGCGCGAUGGCAUCGGCGGUGAUGUUCAGAGGCCAGUUGCCAAUGUGGAGGUCCUGCUGCUGGUGCUGCCGACCAUGAUGAUGAGGGUUUUCAGUAAAAAGUUUGUGUAGUUUCGCUGUA